Medicago truncatula (barrel medic) is the source of this 1168-nucleotide messenger RNA. RefSeq lists its product as uncharacterized. The transcript is spliced from 8 exons. The record is from RefSeq and is a predicted model, not a curated record. Lineage: Eukaryota; Viridiplantae; Streptophyta; Magnoliopsida; Fabales; Fabaceae. The coding region runs from base 1 to 1122 and encodes 373 amino acids.
AUGGAAGAACCCAACUUCAAAACCCAUUCGAACCUCAACAUUCUCAAACCCUCAACCAACUCGAACCUCAGAAGCCAUUCGAAAAUCUCAAGAGCUUCAACCACGCUGAACCCAUCCGAAAAUCUGGUGCUUAGGUUUUCUUCCCAAUCUCACCACCCAAGAAGUGCAGAUUUAUGUCCUCUCACCUUCAAUAAUUGGAAGGCUUUGGUUAAGACUUGGAAGGAUGAAGUAAUCGAUCCAGUCUGGGAAUAUGUCAAUGAAAAAUACAUCAUCCCAGAGAAAGGAAAGAAGGAUGUAUUUGCUAUUGUAAGUGAUGCUUGGAGACGAUACAAAUACUUGAUUAAAAAGAAUCAUUUUACCAAGUACAAAACCAUGCACGAGCGGUUAAAAAAUCGUCCAGAAGAGGUACCGGAAGAAGACUUUAAGAAGUUAUUGGUGUAUUGGAGAGAUAGAAACAGUCAAGAAGUCAGUCUGCAAAAUGCUCAAAAUAUUGCUCAACUGAAAUGGAGACAUCGAACGGGCAAUAAAGCCUUUGCUGUUAUAAGAGAAAAAAUGCGUGUAAGUAAUGAAGAUAAAGAGCCUCCCAGUCAAGCGGAAAUGUUCAUUGCUACACGUCAAAGUAAGAAAGGAAAAGAGCUGGAUCAAGAAACCAAUACUGGAAUUAUAAAGCGUCAAGACUUAAUUGAGAAACAUGGGAAGCCUUCUGAAGAAGCCUUUCAAAGUGUAUGCGGCAAAGAAAAACCUGGCAGACUUCGUUGCCGCGGAAGAACUACAACUAUGACUCUAUUGAAGAGAAAUGAAGAAAUUGCAAGACUUAGAAAAGAACAUAAUGAUGAGGUAAAACAAUUAAAGGAUCAGAUACAAGAAAUGGAAGAGAAACGGCGUAAGGAAACAAAAGCAAUGGAAGGAAAAAUUCAGAUUCUUCUUAAGGCCAUGUUGAGUCAAAACACCACUAGGUUGGAUACAGAGGCAUUGGCAGAUUUGAUAACAACUUCUGCAGAUGAUGCUAACAAUGUAUUGCGUUCUUCUACGUCAAUAUUUGCUCAAGAUGAUAAUGAGAUGAAUAAUGAUGAUAUCAAUGAAGAAUUUGAAGAUUUGGAAGCACAAGAUGAAGAGAUAUAGAUGUGUGUUUAUAUAUAUAUAUAUAUAUAUAUAUAUAUAUAUAUAU